This is a messenger RNA of Nomia melanderi (Alkali bee), 2947 nucleotides long. Its product is annotated as NAD(P)H oxidoreductase RTN4IP1, mitochondrial. The record is from RefSeq and is a predicted model, not a curated record. Gene Ontology annotation, cellular component: mitochondrion. Gene Ontology annotation, molecular function: oxidoreductase activity. NCBI's taxonomy places the organism in Eukaryota, Metazoa, Arthropoda, Insecta, Hymenoptera, Halictidae.
AACAAUUUCUUAGAAAAGCAAUUUCUUCUUCAAGAACUUUUCAUUUGAAAUUCAAUUUUAUUCAGUUUAAUAUACUUCUGAAAGUUGAACAAACUAUAGAUAGAGCUUUAUUAAAUCUCUAUUCUAACCAAAAGCCUUUUAAUGAGAAAUAUUUUAGAAAUGUAAAAGUCCUUUCCGAAGUCGAAAUCACUAUUGAAAAUUGACGAAAAUGCGAAAUAUUUGUGAAACUGUUUCAUCGUGAUUAAUCCGAAAUGACGCUAAAGAGGAUUGCAUGGAGUUUAAGAGUAACAUUUGGAAGUAUUCGAUCGCGAUCUGUUAGUCAGCUGUCGACGAAACAUAAUGAAAAUGUUGAAGAUAAAAUGCAAGCUUGGCAGAUACAUUCCUAUGGUGGUUUAGAAGAACUCAAGUUUUCAAACGUCAGAAUUCCAAUGAUAGCUAGACCAACAGAUGUAUUGGUAAAAGUUGAAGCGUCUAGUGUAAAUGGAAUAGACAUUGCUAUGACAAGAGGAUACGGAGCAACAGUCUUAAAUUUCAUGCGAAGGGCAAAAAAUCUUACCAAUGGGCGAUACGAGAGUUUGGAACUUCCAUUGACAUUGGGCAGAGAUUUUUCUGGUACGAUAGCUUCCAAAGGACACGGUGUAGGUGACAGAUUAAAGUUGGGUGACAAAGUGUGGGGUGUUGUUCCAGUUGAACAACAGGGUUGUCAUGCAAACUAUGUAAUUGUAGAUAGUGCUUUGGUCGAUUUACAUCCUAAAAAUAUAUCUUACAUCGAGGCAGCUAGUAUAUUAUAUGCAGGGCUUACAGCAUGGUCUGCAUUAUGGCUUACCGGUGGAUUGUGUUAUAAAACUGUUAUACCUUCCAGAAACAACAAUAGAGUUUUAAUAUUGGGUGGUUCAGGUGGUGUAGGAACACUGGCGAUACAGCUCGCAAAACUUUGGAACAUGCAUGUUGUAACCACUUGCAGUAGCGACGCCGUUGAUCUAGUUGAAAAAGUAGGAGCUGAUGUUGCAAUCGAUUAUAAACUGAAUGAUGCAGAUUCCAAAAUAAGUAUGGAAGGACCAUACAACAUAAUUUUGGAUUGCGCUAAUCAAGGAUUGCAUCAAAUACGCUCGAAAGGUUAUCCUCACUCUACAUACAUAACGUUGAAUUCACCGUUAUUAAAAAAUAUCGAUGAACACGGACUGAUUGCCGGUGGUGUGAAAAACAUAGGAGAGUUAAUCAAAUAUAAUGUUCCAUCCAUCGGAAACAAAGGUUUCGUAAAAUGGGGCUUUUUCGUACCUUCUCAAAUAGGAAUUAGGACUCUUCGAGAAUACGUAGAAACUGGAAAGAUUGUUCCUGUGGUUGAAAAGGUAUAUCCAUUUCAAGAAUUACCGGUGGCGUAUAAUCGGGUGGCUCGAGGCCACUUACGGGGCAAAAUUGUUAUUGAUAUGAGAUAGCGGAAAAGAAACCUUAACAAACAGAAACUGCGUAAUUCGAUUAAAAUAGUAUAUAUUUUACAUCAAUAGAAAUUCAUUUAUAUUUUUUGUACAACACUUUGUAUGUUCCUUUUCGUAACGCGUAGCGACACAUCAGUUUCGAUGCCCACUUUAUCUCGAACUUCGUGCCAACAAACUUCAGCGAUUUCCGUUGCUCUUUCCUUGCCGUUUUUCAACACUUCAUUCAAAUAUACCGGUUCCUUGAUCAAUCUUGAGAAUUCUUCUCGUAUUGGAUGCAAUUUUUCUAUAAUUAAAUCUGCCAAUAAUAAUUUAUAUCUGUUUGAAAGAAAAAAGCGGAAAAAUGAAAUGAAACUCCAAACGAUGAUUAGAAAAUGUACGACAGAAAAUUUUCGGUCUUCAUACUUUCCAGUGUCCAAUCCUUUGACUUCCAAACAUAUUUGAUCCGGCAUUUUACCAGUCAGCACAGAAUGGAUGGUGAUCAAAUUGGCGACGCCAGGACGUUUCUCUGGCUCGUAAGUUACCUCGGAUGUAACAUCUGUGAUUGCCUUUUUGAUCCUGUCUAACAAAAUGUCUGGCUCAUCCAGAAUGUUUAUCUUGCUCUUCGGAUCGUUGCUCGAUUUAGACAUUUUCUUUGCAGGAUCGCGCAGAGAUUUUAUUCGUUGACUCGCAUUCUCUGUGAUACAAUGAUACGUGUGUGUGCGUGCGUGUAUAGUCGUUCACAUAUCUCCAGAGAGAGUAUGCGUGCAUGUAUGUUUAUCCAUUGUAAAAUAGUUUACCAUUUAUCAAGGGAUUUGGUAUGCAAAAAAUACAGCCAAAUUUCUUGUUAAACGAGACUGCUAACUCUCGUGCUAAUUCAACAUGCUGAAUUUGAUCUUGUCCACAAGGAACAUGGGUUGUUCUGUAUAAUACCGUUUGUUUCAAUUAACUUUUUUGAGAAAGUAAUUUCAAUGAGAACAAGUAUUUGUUCCAUUUCAUACAAAACAUUUACCUAUACAGUAAUAUAUCGGCUGCCUGUAGAACAGGAUAGAUGUAUAAACCUAAUGGGAUAUUUUUUAAUGUUUUGCUUUUCUCUCUAAACUGAGGUAAACGCCCUAAUCUCGCUAAAGUUGUUACACACCCGAGCACCCAACAUAACUCUGUGUGCAUAGGCACAGCAGAUUGUUGAAACAGUAUACUCUUUUUAGGGUCUAUGCCACAAGCUAACAAUGUUGCCGUCGUUCUUAUUAUGCUGCCGUGUAAUUGUUUAGGAUCCUAAGAUAUAUGCUUUUAGUGGAGAUUUUGCGAUUAAAAAGUUAAAUGCACGAAUAUUUUUAUACAAGUAUAUAUUAUUAUUUUUUAUAUGUAUGAAAUUGUAAUGUUCUACAUGUUCAUUUCAAAACUCACGUGCGGCAUAGUCAUAGAAUGCAAAUCAGCUACACUCCAAAGAACAUUUUCCUCUUCAUCCUGUAAUUGUACCCACUUUUUAAUGGUGCCCAAAUAAUUACCUACAUGAAUAUCCCCGGUAGGUUGAA